This is a messenger RNA of Branchiostoma belcheri (Belcher's lancelet), 1000 nucleotides long. RefSeq names its product PHD finger-like domain-containing protein 5A. The record is from RefSeq and is a predicted model, not a curated record. The transcript has 3 exons. The coding region runs from base 151 to 483 and encodes 110 amino acids. Gene Ontology annotation, biological process: mRNA splicing, via spliceosome. Lineage: Eukaryota; Metazoa; Chordata; Leptocardii; Amphioxiformes; Branchiostomatidae. Gene Ontology annotation, cellular component: U12-type spliceosomal complex; precatalytic spliceosome; catalytic step 2 spliceosome.
AGUGCAAUAUCCGAGUACUGCAUUGUGGGAUAGUGUAGGUUUGCACGACGUUUUUGCAGAGUUGCGGGAAAAUUUGUCCACGUCUUUGCGUGUCGUCUCGACUAAAGCAUCGGAUUCGUGCGUCUGUGAGCAGAUCAGACUAGAGACGGGAUGGCCAAGCAUCAUCCUGAUUUGAUUUUUUGCCGGAAACAGCCAGGAGUAGCUAUUGGCCGUCUGUGUGAGAAGUGUGAUGGGAAGUGUGUGAUCUGUGACUCGUAUGUCCGACCCUGCACACUGGUGAGGAUCUGUGAUGAGUGUAACUACGGCUCGUACCAGGGCCGCUGUGUCAUCUGUGGAGGACCGGGGGUGUCAGACGCCUACUAUUGUAAGGAGUGCACAAUACAGGAGAAGGAUAGAGAUGGCUGUCCAAAGAUUGUGAAUCUGGGAAGUGCCAAGACAGAUUUGUUCUAUGAGCGCAAGAAGUACGGCUUUAAGAAGAGAUAAUGGACAGCAUUGGAUUUUUUUUACUUAGUUUAGAUGAUGUUAGAUCUGUACUCCACAAACUCAAUACUUUUUGUCAUGACCUGCCAAGGAUCAUAGUCUACUGGAAGUAAAAUAAAGGAACUGUCUAUAAUGUAUUUCAUGAAAUAAUGUGUAAACAAGCUGUACACAUGUAGAUUAUCAACUUAGCACAGAAAUAAGCUUGGUCCCUUUGGACAAUGCUGUGAAUGCUCUUUUUUUCACAUUCCAUUGUUGUACCUGUAGGCUAGCUGUCAUCAGCAUUAAACUUUUUUGGGAAUGUAGUAAGAUUUAUUUCCAUUGAUGUUUAUAUUUAAACCACAGAAUACUUUAAGGUGCUAGCUGGUCAUUAGAACAGUAUGUCUGUUUAGGGCUGUUUUCAAUAUGUGUGAAUAGUUUCCUCACUCAGCCUUUCUGUGUAAGUUACUGUAAGGGUGUGGUAGAGGGUAUGGCGUAUUAGAUUUAGCACUAGUUUUGUGUACUCAGCAUUCUGUGAUCUCUA